Molecule: messenger RNA, 1041 nt
Organism: Abrus precatorius (Indian licorice)
Lineage: Eukaryota; Viridiplantae; Streptophyta; Magnoliopsida; Fabales; Fabaceae
Product: probable disease resistance protein RPP1
Exons: 3
Coding region: 1-1041 (346 amino acids)
Biological process (GO): signal transduction
Source: RefSeq, a predicted model, not a curated record
AUGCCGAAUGAAGCCCAGAGCACCAGCAACUACGAUGUUUUCCUUAGUUUUAGAGACCAAGAUACCCGCUACUCCUUCACUGGUACCCUCUACAAUGCUUUGCGACGCAAGAGAAUCAAUACCUUUUUCGAAGAUGAUGGUUUUGACCGACACAUGAGUGGCAACCCAAUUUCACCCUCUACUCUUAAAGCAAUUGAAAAUUCAAGGAUUUCAAUCGUUGUUCUCUCCGAAAACUAUGCAUUCUCCUCAAGGUGUCUUGAUGAACUUGUCAAGAUCCUCGAGUGUAUGAAGACUUACGGUCAACUUGUCUUUCCAAUCUUUUACAAACUCGAACCGUGGGACGUAAAGCGCCAGAUAGGUUAUGCCAAGGAUGUAUUGAAAGAAAGAUUGGGAGAUUAUUACCACGAGAGGGUGCAGCUAUGGAGUGAAACUUUGGAUGAAGUCGUCGAAUUGAAUGGAUGGAUUUUCAAAACUGGGUAUGAAUAUGAAUUAAUCCGAAAGGUUGUGGAAUCAGCUGUCCAAUCCUUGCCCCGUUAUGAUGUUUUUCUCAGUUUUACUGGAGAAGAUACUCGCUACUCCUUUACAGGUUUUCUAUAUAAUGCUUUUCGCCGAGAGGGAUUCAAAAUCUUCAUGGAUGAUGAGGGAUUGGAGGGUGGAAACCAAAUUUCACUUGCUCUUAUCAGAGCAAUUGAAAAAUCAAAGCUUUCAAUAGUUGUUUUCUCAGAAAACUAUGGAUAUUCCACGUGGUGUCUUGAUGAACUCGCCAAGAUCAUUGAGUGUAUGAAGACGAAGAAUCAAUUGGUUUGGCCCAUAUUUUACAAAGUGGAACAAUCGGAUGUAAGCAAUCAAACGAAAAGUUAUGGAGCUGCCAUGGGUAAACAUGAAGAAAAGUUCGGAAAGGACUCUGAGAAUGUAAAGAAAUGGAGAUCUGCUUUGUCUGAAAUAGCUAACUUGAAAGGACAUCAUCGCAAAGAAAAUGAGUACCACUAUGAAUUUAUCGAAAGGAUUGUGGAAAUGGCCAUUGAUGCUGAAAAUCACUAG